ACACGUACUGCUUUCUAUGUGGAACACGGUCCUAAUCAGUUUUUAACCAGGAAGUAACUUUUUUUGUAUUCGUGAUAACUGGCUGUAUAUCAAUGACCUUGAUAUCAGUUUUCGAAAAAUGGUUUAGGUUUUUAAGGAAUGUUAUUAUGUUAUUGGUAACAGCUAAUUUUAUUUUAAGGUAGAUACCCUAACUGACACAAACUUUGUAAAAUGGCAGCCGCGGCGGAUAAUAUUGGUGACGGAGCGGGAGCGGAUUUAAGUGCUGAUGACUGGGAGAAAAUCAAAAAGGUGCGCAAAUUGCGUGAAUUAUGGCAUGGACGUUUCACAAACAGGAAUUUGACAACGUUACUGAAACACCAUGAUUGGGAUGAAAACGCUACAAACUUAUUCGUCUUAGAUGCUUUACCUGGUGAGCUCAGAGACGUUCUCGGUGAGGAUGAUUGGCAAGUUGUUGAGAACGUCCGCCGAAACAACGUUCUUCGAGACUUGGCGAGACUUAAUCGUAUUGGUCAUGAAGUUCGACAGUAUGGGUGUAAGCAAGACGACAACAUGUGGUGGAGACGCGUGCCAUCACGCAAGCCCGUUUCGAAAUGUAAACGAUGUAAACAGAAAUACGAGCCUAUACCACGUGAACAAGAAUGGGGUUGGGCUAGGUUUGAAUGUGUGUGCGGCCAUAAAUUCAAUGCUUUCGCAAUGAUGGACAGAAGCCUGCUCGGGCCUCGAUACACAGGAAAAAGUCAAAGUUUGUGUUACCGCUGCAUGUCUCAGUUAUGCGAGCCUAUACAGAUCCUUCCACCAAUGAAACCCAAGAAGAACGAGCGUGAAGGGGGUGACGGACAGAGACGCCGACCACGCAAAUAUACACACAGAUGCACAGCGCCAAACUGUUUUAACAGAUAUAUGCCUGAUCCAAGAAGUAAUGAACCGCUAAUUGCAGUCUGUGUACAUCCCAAUUCCCUGAAAGAUAAGGUGCACGGAUUUGGCAGUGACCGUCAUGUCAGUACAGGAUCAACAGUGAACACAUUCCUGUCUCAAGACGACAUCGAAUCAUCAUACGAGCCCAGUCUUGCUGACAUUGCCGAGAUUGACAUUGAUGACGGCGAUAAUGUUUAACAUUUGUAAUGCAUACGAUUAGAAGACAGUGCCUUUUUUGCUGGACUAUUUUGAAAUUUAUCCAACAGUAGAGUCCUUGCACAAAACCAUUCGCUGGCAUCAGAGUUUGCAUCCUAUCCCGAUUUGGUCAAGUUUUUGCGUGUAAGCUGGUAUCUUUGUUACCACUAUUGAACCGAAACUUUUCACAUUUGUAAAGUAGCAGUGCACAGGUUCCAUAAUUCUGUUUUGCAUUUUCACAAAGUUAUAUUCCUUUGCAUCUUAAGUUUCUGUGUGUAAGCCGAUGUCUCAGCCGUCACUAUUAGGAACAAAUUAAAACUUCACACAAUUGUUUAUUCUGAUGAUAUGGCAUGUUAUGCACGGGCUGCAUGACAAUAUUUUGCAUUUAGCAAUGUUAUGCUCCUUUUCGAAACGGCAAUUUCUACCCCCUCAACCCCCCCCCCCCCCCCUGAAGGAGCGCCAUAUAUGUCAUUGGACCGGCAGUCAUCUGCCUCCUCAGUUUCUGAUCGAGUACUGAAGAACGAUUUGGUGCAGGAAUCCUCAACGUGGUAGUCAUGUUAGUCUAGUCGUGACCGGCAGAUGUUGACAAAUUCAUUGAAUGAUUUCCUGUGGUCCUUUGAUCACUAAUUUUUAGGGUCAAAGGUCAAGGUUACAGUGACCUUCAGUUGAAAAUCGUUUUCCGAUUGAUAUCUGAAGAUUGCUUUGGCAUACAUCUAGUGGUCAAACUUCCUAAGAUGCUUGCCUAUGGUCAGUUAAUGACCCCUAUUGUUUCGGGCGUUAUUAGGUUAAAGUUCAAGAAGGCCGCAGUGACCACGAGCCUGAUAACUGAAGUAAGCUUUGGCCGACAGUAUUCAAACAUCAUAGGAUGAUUGCGUUUGGCCAGUAGAUGAUUUCAGUUGUUUUAGGGGACCAUAAAGUAAAAUGUCUAGGUCACAGUAACCUCGAGACUGAAAGUAAUUUCUGCUCAGUAACUUAAAGACAAAGAAGCCUUAUUACCUGCAGUCAGUAGGUGAACCCUACUGCUUUUGGGGAUCAGUAGGUCAAAAGUCACAAUAACCUUGAUACUGAAAACAGUUUCAGCUCAAUAACUUAAGAUUACAUGUGGUGAGUAGAUGAUCUUUAUUGUGUUGGGGGUCAGUAUAGGUCGAAGGACAAGGUCACGGUGAUUCUGGACUGAAAAUGGGGCAACUUAUUAAGUCAUCAUGAGGGCUGGAGGGAGGUCAAUGGUAUCUUACAAACAGCUUUUGUUUGUUAAGUUUUUAUGUAAACUGGUAUCUUGGUAACCAUUUUUGAGAAUGAAUUAUAACUUGAUGCACUAGUUCAUUAUGAUGAUUUGACAUGAUCCAUAACCCUAUUUCCAUAUUUUAACAAAGUUAUUUCCCUUCUUUCGACUUGGCAAAUUUUGGUUAAUUUUUGUACGCAAGCUUACAUAUUUCAAUAAUUAUUUGUGUGAAUGAAUUUAAACUUCAGGUGCCUCUUUACUGUGAUGGACUUGCAUGCAAUGCUCAGGUACCAUAACCCUGCCUUUUCUUUUUAACAAAGUUGUGUCCUUACCACGCAUCAUUAAAUAAUCACCACGAGAUCUGGGAGUAUAUAUUGUUUGUAAAGAUAUCUUUAUGAAGAAAAUAUUGUUUGGCCUUUAUGUGAAAUUGUUUUAGAAGUUUGGUGGUGGAAAAUCAAACAAGAUUUUGCCAAAGGAUUCAUCAAGACACCAAGUUAUUUGAAUGCAAAUAAACUUAAUAAAGUAAAAACUUCAGUAAUUCCAACUUAAAAACCGUUGGAAUUUAGAAUGUCUGAACUACGUUCUAGAAGAUAUGAUCAAGAUAUUAUUGUUACCAUGGAGGUGGUUCUCUAAAAAAUGUACAUGUAUGUUAUCAAUAUCAAAAAAAUAGCAAAUAAUUAAAAUAUAUAACAAGGAAUCGUGCAUACAUUAAGUACUUCUUCGGAAAAGGUAAACAUUUUCAUAAAUAUGUAUAUUUCUCUCAAUAGUUAAAAAACAAUUUUUUGGUGGCAUCGUCAUCAAAACCCAAUUUUUUAAAACUCUUAAACAACACCUGGAUGAUAAGAUAUACCUAGUAUCUUAUUAUAUAUACUACAUGGGCCAACAUUUUGGUGUCAUCUAAUCAGUUUGCCUUAAAAUUUUGAACUUGCAUUAUAUUUCUGUUAUAAUGAAAUGUUCUUUUUUACUACAUGUUUGUAGACUUUGUUGGUCUAGACAAGUUAAUAUUGCAAACAGUAGAUGAAAUGAGCAUGAUGAAGAUUGAUUUUAUCCCGAUUUUGCUUCCAAUAUUUUAGUAAUAGGUACGUUUGUUACCAUUCCACCCCUGUUUUGAUAUCUUCCUGAAAUUAAAACUGUGAUAUUCUUUUGUCUAGAUAAAAAGUGUUUUGUUUAUGUAACAUAAAUAUUAAGUAAAAUGUAUACAUGUAGAGAAUGCAGUGUACUAAUCAUUUAAGAAAACUUAGCAGAUGGGCAGAUAGAUAUAAACAAAUUGUUAUUUAUAAUUGAAAUUAACACAUCUGUCCCUCCUACAUUGUAAAAUGCUUUGUCAGUACUUUUUAUCAAUAGUAAUUUGAAGCCUGCCCUUGAGCUUAGCUCAAUAGGGAGAGUACAGAUCUACGGAUCAUGGGGUUGUGAGUUCGAUCCGCAGGAGACACCUAUGUUUUCUGUGACAAUAUGAUAAAAGGAUUUGUGUCUGAAAUGAUUUGUCCUCCACCUCUGAUUCAUGUGGGGAAGUUGGCAGUUACUAGCAGAGAUCAGGUAUGUAUUGGUACAGAAUCCAGGAACACUGGUUAGCUUGACUGUCCGCAGUUAUAUAACUGAAAUACUGUUGAAAAACGGCGCUAAACCCAAAACAAACAUCAUCAGUAAUUGUUUCACUCAUAUCAAAAAGUAACCAAGUUUUUGUAGAAAUACUGAACUGCCACGUUUUCCUAAAUAAUUAGUAAUAGAUGCAAAACUGACUAUGCAUGAUUACAAACAUGUGUAUGUAUUUUAUAUUUAUUUUAUUUGGUUCAAAACCCUAAAAUCGUAAUGUCUUAUAUAAUUUAUACGAUAUACGAUUGGUCCAUUUUCAACACAUUUAUUUUGUGAUUAAGUUAAGAAUUAAAAAAAAAAUGUGAACAUUAAUUUCUGAUGUCAUUUAAUUAAACAGUAAUUGAAUGGUUUGCCAGUCAGUAGUCAAAACUGUUGGCAUUUGGUCCUUUGGGCAAUAGUUUUGAUUAUUGACUGGCAAGCCAUUCUGUAAGUAUUUAGUAUGUGGUGACUCCUGCAACUGUUUGAUGUAUACAUGUAUACCUGUAAUGUGUUUCUUCAUGCCUGACUGUCAUAUAAAUGAUGAACUAAUUUAUUUUUGUUUAUAUUUUGACUGUUAUCCAUUCAUAUUUACCAUGUCAGUAAAUAGCUGUUUAUAGUUUCUGCUGUUGUAACUACCUGACCAUAAACAAAAGGACUCUGACAAUACCCCCCCCUGCUCAAUUUCACCAAGGAAGAUCAAAUCUUCACACUGAUUUUGUUAGAUAUUUUUCUUUUUAAAAAAGAAAAGAAUUAAAAAUAGCAAUUUUUAUGAUAAAUGGUAUCAACUGUUAAAACAGAAUGAACUGAAAAUUCAUGACUGAAAAAUUAAGAGGAAAUUAUGUUUGCAUCGGUCAAAUGGGCUAGAUUUUGCCCAUAUUCCAAUAAAAAUUUUAUCCUGAAGAUCUUAUAUAAUGCCAGCUGCAAAAGCUGAUGGAGAAAGACCCAUGCUGCCAAACAAGACAAUAUUUUAGGGACCAGUAGACACCAGGACUGAUAUUCAUAUAGCAACUAAAAAUUUUCCCUAAGGGACUAACUAAGGGAAAAGUUCCAAAGCAUUUUAUAGACAAUCCUCGAGAUAUAGUUGGAAUGUCUAACAAUAUUGUCACAUACAGUCUGGCAUAGUAAUGAAGAUUAUCAAUAAAUCUUAUAAAGUCUACACUUUUCGUUUGUGCUAUGUUGUUCAGGAAAGUUUUCUCCUUAGGAGCUUUAUGAAUAAGGGCCCUGGAUAGAACCACUGAAUUUCACUAAGCAUGGAAUAAUUUGAAGUUACCAAGACUUGGCAACCUUUAUUACUGAACCAGAGUCAACAUUUAGAAUAAUUACAUUUUUAUAUAUUUUAUGAUGUAACAUUACACACAUGCAAUAUUAAAUAUUGUUUUUAACAGCUGAUUUAUUGUUGUAUUGUUCAUUAAUUAUCAGGUAAUAAAAUUGCCGUUUUUCCUUAAUUACAUAGUUGCUUAUCAUUUAAAUUCAAAUAUAUUUUUGACUUGUAUUUUAUAUAUACUUGCAAUAGCUUAAAGGGCGCUAUACUUCAGGUGAAGUCAAAUGUUUUGUGAAUUUGCAUUCGCCAAAAUGUGCAUUUUUCUCCUGUAGUUUUUUUAAGUAUAUAAACUAGCUACACUUUUAAAUCUGUAAAAAGGUAGGAGUGUGUAUGAAUACAAUUGAUCACUAACUCUAUAAAAUAUUUCAGUUACAUAGAAUGUAACAAAGUAAACUAAUAGCAGGCCAGGUCUAAUAAGGUUUGUUUGUGAGAAGAAAGGAAUGUGCAACACCACUCGCUCCCUAGCUUCGGCUCAAGUGGAACUCUGUUACAGUAAAAUAAGCUUUAUAUGGAAAGUCAUAUAUUAUACUAUGGGUUGCUAAGGUUCCAUAUGAAAUCAGUACAUGCAGGAUUUGAAUUACUUUCACACAACUUGUAUAAUAUACCAUUUAACAAAUCUAUGUUUAACCGAGGAAAACAGAAAGAAGCCAAAUGGAAACCCUGUCAACCACUUAGAGGUCACAGGUUAAAAAUACCUUAAAUCAUGUCACUGCACUUCCCCAUACCAAUGCGCGAAUACUGAUUUUCCCGGAGCGAGGGGAGGCCUUUUUAAGUUUUCUCCCUAAUGAAAUAUAAUAAAACUUUAAAGCCAAAGUAGAGAUACAGUAUCAUUUAUUUUCUUAAAAUGAAAUACAGAUAAAUAAUUCUAAAACAUCUAACAAUUACAACUUAAGCAUUCUAACAAUUACUAUAUUAACAUUAAUCAAAUGUACCGUAAUAAGUACUAGCACAUUGGUACUAUUUUAAUAUAAACAAGAGUACCAGAAUGUCAAAAUAUACGCCCGUCACAGCAAAUUUCUUUACACUAGCACCUGUAUUUGCAAAUGGAAUUUUAAUUUUGUGGUAGUAAUUAUUGUAAUUCUUUUGUUUUUUUAAAUCCACAUAAAAACUCCUUACCAGGUAAAGAUACCUUAAACACCUAAAAUUUGGAAGUAGCAUCUAUGUUGUACCACAGAAAAGUGGUCUUGGUUUUUUCCCUAGGGUCAAUUAUAAAAAAGGUACAAUAUAAGUUAUUUAUAGUAACAACUAAGGGAAGUUAAUCUUAAAAAAUCCCCCCCUCAAAAAAAAAUUGUAAGUCCACACAAAAAUCCUUACCAGACAGAGAUAGGUCAAAAUACACCUCAGAAUUGGAUGUAACAUGCAUGUUGUACUACAGAAAAGUGGUCAGUUGAUCAGUAAUUUUUUAGGUCAAAGGUCAAGGUCACAGUGACCUUCAGCUGAAAAUCGAUUUCAGAUGAUAACUGAAGGUUGCUUUUGCAUAGUGGUCAAACUUGCUUGUCUAUGGUCAGUAGAUGACCCCUAUUGUUUUGGGCGUUAUUAGGUUAAAGGUCAAGAAGGCUGCAGUGACCUCGAGUAUGAAAACGCUUUCCGCCUGAUAACUAAAGUAAGCUUUGGCCUACAGUAUUCAAAUAUCAUAGGAUGAUUGCCUUUGGCCAGUAGAUGAUUUCAGUUGUCUUAGGGAACCAUAAAGUAAAAUGUCUAGGUCACAGUAACCUCGAGACUGAAAGUGGUUUCUGCUCAGUAACUUAAAGACAAAGAAGGCUACUUACCUGCAGUCAGUAGGUGACCCCUACUGUUUUGGGGAUCAGUAGGUCAAAGGUCACAAUAACCUUGAUACUGAAAACAGUUUCAGAUCAAUAACUUAAGAUUACAUGUGGUGAGUAGAUGAUCUUUAUUGUGUUGGGGGUCAGUAUAGGUCGAAGGACAAGGUCACGGUGAUUCUGGACUGAAAAUGGGGCAACUUAUUAAGUCAUCAUGGGGGCAUGGAGGGAGGUCAAUGGUAUCUUACAAACAGCUUUUGUUUGUUAAGUUUUUAUGUAAACUGGUAUCUUGGUAACCAUUUUUGGGAAUGAAUUAUAACUUGAUGCACUAGUUCAUUAUGAUGAUUUGACAUGAUCCAUAACCCUAUUUCCAUAUUUUAACAAAGUUAUGUCCCUUCUUUCGACUUGGCAAAUUUUGGUUAAUUUUUGUACACAAGCUUGUACUUCAAUAAUUAUUUGUGUGAAUGAAUUUAAACUUCAGGUGCCUCUUUAUACUGUGAUAAACAUGCAUGCAAUGUUCAAGUACCAUAACCCUGCCUUUUUUUAACAAAAUUGUGCCCUUACCACACAUACCACACAUCAUUAAAUAAACACCACGAGAUCUGGGAGUAUAUAUUGUUUGUAAAGAUAUCUUUAUGAAGAAAAUAUUGUUUGGCCUAUUUGUGAAAUUGUUUUAGAAGUUUGGUGGUGGAAAAUCAAACAAGAUUUUGCCAAAAGAUUCAUCAAGACACCAAGCCAUUUGAAUGCAAAUAAACUUAAUAAAGUAAAAACUUCAGUAAUUCCAACUUAAAAACCGUUGAAAUUCAGAAUGUCUGAACUACGUUCUAGAAGAUAUGAUCAAGAUAUUACUGUUACCAUGAAGGUGGUUCUCUAAAAAAUGUACAUGAUUGUUAUCAAUAUCAUCAGCAAAUAAUUAAAAGAUAUUACAAGGAAUGCAUACAUUAAGUACUUCUUCGGAAAAGGUAAACAUUUUCAUAAAUAUGUAUAUUUCUCUCAAUAGUUAAAAAACAAUUUUUUGGUGACAUCAUCAUCAAAACCCAUUUUUUUUAAACUCUUAAACAACACCUGGAUGAUAAGAUACACCUAGUAGUAUCUUAUUUUAUUACAUGACUGUAUUCUAUUAUUUUUCUGAUUGGCUGAAAAUGGUUCGAAAAGUAAUGAGUACAUAUCAUAUCAACUUAUCUUCGGCUCAGUGAAUAUAACAUUUUUUUGGGUUGAUAAAUCCUGAUAUCAACCUAUGAAAAAGUCGAUAAAAUUAUAAUAUAUACUACAUGAGCCAACAUUUUGGUGUCAUCUAAUCAAUUUGCCUUAAAAUUUUGAACCAAUGCAUUAUAUUUCUGUUAUAUUGAAAUGUCCAUUUUUACUGUAUGUUUGUAGAUUUUGUUGGUCUAGAUAAGCUAAUUUUGCCAACAGUAGAUGAAUGAAGAUUGAUUUUAUCCUGAUUCUGCUUCCAAUAUUUUAGUAGUAGGUACGCUUGUUACCAUUCCACCCUGAAUUUUGUUUUGAUAUGUUCCUGAAAUUAAAACUGUGAUAUUCUUUUGUCUAGAUAAAAAAUGUUUUGUUUAUGUAACAUAAAUAUUAAGUAAAAUGUAUACAUGCUAGAGAAUGCCGUGUACUAAUCAUUUAAGAAAACUUAGCAGAUGGGCAGGUAGAUAUAAACACAUUAAUUUUGUUAUUUAUAAUUGAAAUUUACACAUCUGUCGCUCCACAUCUUGUAACAAUGCUUUGUCAGUACUUUUUAUCCAUAGUAAUUUGAAGCCUGCCCUUGAGCUUAGCUCAAUAGGGAGAGUACGGAUCGUGGGGUUGUGAGUUCAAUCCUCAGGCGACACCGAUGUUCUCUGUGACAAUUUGAUAAAAGGCAUUGUGUCUGAAAUUAUUUGUCUUUCACCUCUGAUUCAUGUGGGGAAGUUGGCAGUUUCUAGCAGAGAUCAGGUUUGUAUUGGUACAGAAUCCAGGAAUAUGGGUUAGGUUGACUGUCCGCAGUUAUAUAACUGAAAUACUGUUGAAAAACGGCGUUAAGCCCAAAACAAACAGAUCAUCAGUAAUUGUUUCACUCAUAUAAAAAAUUAAACAAGUUUUUUGUAGAAAUACUGAACUGCCACGUUUUCCUAAAUAAUUAGUAAUGGAUGCAAAACUGACUAUGCAUGAUUACAAACAUGUGUAUGUUUUUUAUAUUUAUUUGGUUCGAAACUCAAAAUCUUAACGUCUUAUAUAAUUUGCCAGUCCGUAUCUCAUGCUAUAUGAUUGGUCCAUUUUCAACACAUUUAUUGUGUGAUUAAGUUAAGAAUUCAAAAAAAAUGUGAACAUUAAUUUCUGAUGUCAUUUAAUUAAACAGUAAUUGAAUGGUUUGCCAGUCAGUAGUCAAAACUGUUGGCACUUGGUCCUUUGGGCAAUAGUUUUGACUAUUGACUGGCAAGCCAUUCUAUAUGUAUUUAGUAUGUGGUGACUCCUGCAACUGUUUGAUGUAUACAUACCUGUAAUGUGUUUCUUCAUGCCUGACUGUCAUAAAUAAUGAUGAACUCAUUUAUUUUUGUUUAUAUUUUGACUGUUAUCCAUUCAUAUUUACUAUGUCAGUAACUAGCUGUUUAUAGUUUCUGCUGUUGUAACUAAAUGACUCCCUGACAAUAUCACCCCUGCUCAAUUUCACCAAGGAAGAUAAAAUCUUCACACUGAUUUUGUUAAAUAGAUAUUUUAAAAAAAGAAGAAAAGAAUUAAAAAUAGCAUUUUUUAAGAUAUGGUAUCAACUGCUAAACAGAAUGAACUGAAAAUUUAUAACUGAAAAAUUAAGAGGAAAUUAUGUUUGCCUCGGUCAAAUGGGCUGGAUUUUGUCCGUAUUCCAAUAAAAAUUUUAUCAUGAAGAUCUUAUAUAAUGCCAGCUGCAAAAGCUGAUGGAGAAAGACCCAUGCUGCCAAACAAGACAAUAUUUUAGGGACCAGUAGACACCAGGGCUGGUAUUCAUAAAGCUCCUAAGAGAAAACUUUCCCUAAGGGACUAACUAAGGGAAAAGUUCCAAAGCAUUUUAUAGACAAUCCUCGAGAUAUAGUUGGAAUGUCUAACAAUAUUGUCACAUACAGUCUGGCAUAGUAAUGAAGAUUAUCAAUAAAUCUUAUAAAGUCUACACUUUUCGUUUGUGCUAUGUAUGUUCAGGAAAGUUUUCUCCUUAGGAGCUUUAUGAAUAAGGGCCCUGGAUAGAACCACUGAAUUUCACUAAGCAUGAAAUAAUUUGAAGUUACCAAGACUUGGCAACCUUUAUUACUGAACCAGAGUCAACAUUUAGAAUAAUUACAUUUUUAUAUAUUUUAUGAUGUAACAUUACACACAUGCAAUAUUAAAUAUUGUUUUUAUCAGCUGAUUUAUUGUUGUAUUGUUCAUUAAUUAUCAUGUUAAAUGACAAAGGUAAAAAAAUUGCCGUUUUUCCUUAA
This is a messenger RNA of Mercenaria mercenaria, 10407 nucleotides long. RefSeq names its product shiftless antiviral inhibitor of ribosomal frameshifting protein homolog. The record is from RefSeq and is a predicted model, not a curated record. The transcript is spliced from 7 exons. The coding region runs from base 211 to 1113 and encodes 300 amino acids. Gene Ontology annotation, molecular function: sequence-specific mRNA binding; ribosome binding. Gene Ontology annotation, biological process: viral translational frameshifting; innate immune response. NCBI's taxonomy places the organism in Eukaryota, Metazoa, Mollusca, Bivalvia, Venerida, Veneridae.